AAUUGAAGGAAAUAUUCUGUAGAUAUGCUACAAAGAAGACUGGAAAUCUGAAAAGAUAAAGCAACAAAUAUCUCCGAGAAUAACGCCAAAUAAGCCAUACUUAUUAAUUUAUUAUGACUUCAAAUGCAGUAAACCCCCAUUUAACAAAGUUCAAAAGACAUGUUCUUUUCUUAAUUUCAACUAUCAUUGCGAUCAUAAAUUCAAGAAUAGACUAUUUGAAAAUUAAAUUCGCAGUGUUACUGACUACUAUGGAAGUAAUUUCCUCAACUUGGACAAGGUUCAAACAAAAUAUUGAGGAACAGCGCUACGAAAUACCGGAUAAGGUAGUUGGAUCCACUGUUUAUAAUGAACCUGAGAAAGUUUUGGUUGAUGUAAUUUUCAUACAUGGAUUAGAUGGUGCAAUGAAUAGCUCAUGGAGACAAGGCACUUGGGAUGAGGAUGAGCAUCAAAAGAACAUAUUUUCAGAUUUAUGGAAAAAAAGUCGUAGAAAAAAAACCCGGAAAAAUAUUGAGGUGAACAACAUUAGUGGUUGUUGGCCAAUAGACUGGAUUCCACAAGACUGCCAAGGUGCUAGAGUCAUUUCUCUUGACUACAUCACAGGAUGGUUAUGGUGUCCACCAUUUAUAAAAGAAAGAGAGGGAAAUAACUUGAUAACUAGGAGUGAUGAAAUGAUUCAGGAAUUGAUAAAAUUAGGGGUUGGAAAGAGACCUAUAGUAUGGGUUGGUCACUCAAAAGGUGGACUUUAUAUUAAACAAAUUAUAGUUAAUGCGUGGGAGAGUCGAAUAAAAGAAGUAGAACGCAUUUUCAGGCAAUCAAGAACAAUUGCAUGGUAUGGAGUACCACAUAGGGGAUCAUCGCUGUCACAUUACACCCUCCCUUUGUUAAGAAGAAGUGUACCACUGUCAGAAACUGAAAGGAACUGUGAUUUCCUACAAAACCUACAUAGAACAUUUUUACAAAUAAUCGAGAAGGAGAAUGUGGAGAUUGAAAUUUCGAGUUUUAUAGAAACAAAAUGUACCUUAGUUAUGCCUUUUGUAUAUUGGCAAGUUAUACCAAUCGAAUCAGCAGAGCCAAAUAUUGGGAGGAAGUAUCUUGUUCCUGUGGAUCACGUAGACAUUUGCAAACCGAGAGGGAAAAAUUGCUAUUUGUAUGUAGGAUUAUCAGAGUCGAUCAAGAAAUUAGCAGGACAAAAGGAGUUAUAUCAAAAUGUUUAA
This is a messenger RNA of Phaedon cochleariae (mustard beetle), 1214 nucleotides long. Lineage: Eukaryota; Metazoa; Arthropoda; Insecta; Coleoptera; Chrysomelidae. The record is from the annotation of a GenBank genome assembly.